Messenger RNA from Penicillium mononematosum, 1194 nucleotides. Its product is annotated as cyclic nucleotide-binding domain-containing protein. NCBI's taxonomy places the organism in Eukaryota, Fungi, Ascomycota, Eurotiomycetes, Eurotiales, Aspergillaceae. Gene Ontology annotation, molecular function: cAMP-dependent protein kinase regulator activity. Gene Ontology annotation, biological process: regulation of protein phosphorylation. The transcript is spliced from 2 exons. Gene Ontology annotation, cellular component: nucleus; cAMP-dependent protein kinase complex. The coding region runs from base 1 to 1194 and encodes 397 amino acids. The record is from RefSeq and is a predicted model, not a curated record.
AUGGCACAGAACUCUGCUCCUGAUUCGACCCCGGUCAUCAACACCAGAACUGGCGACAAAUCUGCCGGCACCCCCAAAAUCUCCGAGGACGACGAGUUCGAGGUGACGUCACCAACCAACCUGACAUUCCGACAGUCUAACUCGGGUGCUGUGCCCCCGGAACUGCUCUGUUCGGAGCCGGAGUCCCUUCCAGGAUCCCGAGGGGAGGAGGACGAGCAGGAGGGGAGCUGGCCCCCCUUCCCGGGACGAUCCGCAGAGCAAGGGUUCCCUACCAACUACGCGCUUGGUCGUCGGACAUCUGUCUCAGCGGAAUCUUUAAAUCCCACUGAAGCUGGUUCAGAUAGCUGGUCGCCUCCUCACCACCCAAAGACCGAAGAGCAGGUCUCCCGGCUUAAGAGCGCCGUCAGUAGCAACUUCCUCUUCUCCCAUCUCGACGAUGAUCAAUCCUUGACUGUUCUCAACGCUCUCGUUGAGAAGCCCAUUCCUGCGAAGGAUAUCAAGGUUAUCUCCCAAGGUGAUGCCGGCGAUUACUUCUACAUUGUGGAAAAAGGAAACUUUGACGUCUAUAUCCACCCCUCUGGCGCCGUGCAGCCUGGCCCUGAUGGCUUGGGCAACAAGGUCGCCAGCAUUGGACCCGGAGGAUCUUUCGGCGAGUUAGCUCUGAUGUACAAUGCCCCGCGUGCUGCGACAGUUAUCUCCACCGAGCCGAAGAGCACCUUGUGGGCCCUUGACCGCAUCACCUUCCGCCGCAUCCUAAUGGACUCGGCAUUCCAACGCCGUCGUAUGUACGAGGCUUUCCUGGAGGAAGUCCCGCUGCUUUCUUCUCUAAAGCCAUAUGAGCGCUCGAAGAUCGCGGAUGCUCUGGACACCAUCAAGUACACGGCUAAUUCCACCAUCAUCCACGAAGGCGAUCCCGGAGAUGCUUUCUAUCUUUUGGAGUCGGGUGAAGCCGAGGCUACCAAGAACGGCGUCUCAGGACCCGUCAAGAACUAUCGCCGAGGUGAUUACUUCGGCGAGCUUGCAUUGCUAGACGACAAGCCACGUCAGGCUAGCAUUACCACCAAGACGGAUGUGAAGGUGGCGCGGUUGGGCCGGGACGGAUUUAAGCGGCUUCUCGGUCCUGUGGAGGGAAUGAUGAGAGGGGCCGAGUACGAACUGGAUUCGAAGAGGUCUCCUGUUUCCAAGGCAGCAUGA